Molecule: messenger RNA, 4839 nt
Organism: Blastomyces gilchristii SLH14081
Lineage: Eukaryota; Fungi; Ascomycota; Eurotiomycetes; Onygenales; Ajellomycetaceae
Product: intermediate filament protein
Exons: 3
Coding region: 268-4071 (1267 amino acids)
Cellular component (GO): intracellular membrane-bounded organelle
Molecular function (GO): phosphatidylinositol binding
Source: RefSeq, a predicted model, not a curated record
GCUACUACUAGCCGGGCUAAUUCAUGUUUUAAUUCUGCUACCUAGGAAUGCUGCCACGCUCCCAUGUGCUGACCGCUAUCCAUACGUAACUGAGCAUUCACCGCACUAUCCAAGCUAACUAGCGUCGUUGUUGUUGUUGUUGAGGGUCCGAGAAAAAAGGAGAAGAGAGAACACAAAGAAAAAGCGAGCGAGGAAUGCCUCUGCUGCAUUAUUCCCUUUCAUGAAGUUGUCAAAUUGACAGCAUGGGGUCAGCUUGUGCUGGGGAGAAUGGCCCUAAGUCGCCGUGACCUUACCAUCGCCAGCUUGAGCGGCUUUAUCGCAUGGGGUUUGGCCGUGCGCUGGCUCCCCGUGCUUCGCUACAUCGGAUACGCCUUCGUCGUUGGUCUCUCUAUCGCCGCCGCUUGCCUGGGUGCCGUUGUCCUUUUGACCGUGCGAAGUGGAAAUGAGUGGAGAGCAAAUAAAGCCAGUUUGGCUGGCACUUCCGUCGCCUUCCUCUCCCCCGAUAAAUGGGAACAAGAUGUCAGGAUAUACGAGAAGAGCGUGGAUUAUCGCCCCGACCCGUUGUACCCUCGGUCGUUCCUUGUUUCCGAAGCGCUUAGUGAGCUCCUCGACCUCGCGCUAAGGGAUUUUGUUUCAUCAUGGUAUCAGGAUAUAAGCGGCAAUCCAAGAUUUAUCAGUGAAGUUGAUCGAGGGAUAAGAGCUGUGCUAGGAAAUUUAAGGGACAGGCUGCUCAGGGAAGACCUGGUGGAAAUCCUAGUAUCCCGGAUUGUCCCGAUUUUGACGAGCCACUUCAGGGAUUUCGACAAAGCUGAGAGGGCAGUUCGAGGUAGAAACCUGUCGCGCACCGUGACUGAAUCGGAGGAGCUGGAGAUUGCAAUUGCGAGUAGAUACAGAGAUGGAAAUCUACAUCCUGCCAUAUCUCUAUCCUCGUUCUCGGACCCAAAACAGGUUCAGCAAGAGCACCUCCGCAAGCUAGUUGUCACACUUCUCCCACAACUGCUGCCAGAAGGUUUAAUGAACAGCCGGGCGGUUGCCGUUUUGAUCAGGGAGAUUGUCACCUGUGCCGUGCUAUACCCGUUGAUGUCGCUGCUCUCCGACCCUGAUACUUGGAACCAGCUGAUGGAAGCCUAUGCGCGCACAGCAUUGCAAGACCGCAAGACAGUGCGGAAACUGCGUGCAGCCCUGGACCAACAUGCCUCGCCGGCUCCAAAGACUAAACAAAACCAAACAUUCCCCAGGCUAAGGCCGGGCGAUAGUGAAAGAGAAUUUGAGCGGUUUGUCCGAGUUAUUCGGCGAUGCAACAUCUUGUCAGAUGCGAGGAGGUUCAGAAGCCAAAUUGCCAGCCAACUGAAACGGGAGAGCAUGGUCGAAGGCCAAGACCAGGUUUAUCUACGCCGCCUGGAAACAGGGAAGCGGGUUUUAGAUCAGAAGGUUUCGAAGCUUUCAGCGCUCUCUGGCCAGUCAAAGACUACUCCCGUAAAUCCAGUUGAUCUCCGCUACAGUUACAUUUCGAAUCCUCAAGAAGUAUCGUUGGUGGAUGUUAUGCACAAUGCAGCCGGGCUUUCAUACUUUAUGGAGUAUAUGGAUCGUCUGAACCUCAUGUCCCUAGUCCAGUUUUGGGUCGUCGUUGACGGGGUCCGAAAUCCUCUUGAAGAUGACUUUGGUGAUGACACCCCCUCUAACGCUGUGACAUGGACAACGGCCGAUAGGAACGAUGUCGUGCUGAUCAGCGAGCAGCAUCUGUCGAAGCCUGAGUUACGGGUUCCCCCUGAAUCUAGACAGGCCGUGAAAGACUUCAUCAACGCUGGAAAGCGAGCUACCCCAGCACAAUACCGCAAAGCACGAACGGUCAUUCUCACGACACAAACAUCUGUUUUACUUGAAAUGCAAAAUAAAUACUAUCCUGACUUUAAAAAGUCGGAUCUCUACUAUAAAUACUUGGCUUCUGAUGAAGCUGCUUCCGCCUCCGCCUCUAUCCCCCACCCGGAACGGCCGACUAUCAACCGAUCAGCAGGCUCCGAAGGCUCUGAACGGCGCCCGCUUCCGCCCCUUAUAGGCCGCGCAGCUUCCCCGCAGUCAAACACAAAACCAAACGAUCUAUUACGAGCGGCUGUUUCUACAACCGAUUUAUUGAAAUCCUCUAAACAUCUAAAUGACUCUCACUUCCUCCGGCGAUCACUAGACUCGGAUCGAGCUCCGUUGUUCGAUGAUGACCCGGAAACCGACCCUCUAGUAGCAUCGACCCAGAGUAUCGGAAAAGAUUCUCAGAAUGGGGAUGGAGGGGACGGUCACUCCCGUCGUGUAAUAGAAACUAUGGAAGCCGCUUUGAAUGAUAUUAUUACCAACGAGCCGAAUGAUUCGAGACUAGAAGACACAAAAAGCUCCCUUUUACAUCCGAGCAGAGAUCAAGAUUCAUCAAGGAGUUCAUUGGAGUCUCCACAACUUGACAACGGUCCAGCGGGGGAGAAGGGAAAACCAAGUAUUGCUUCAUUGGGCCUUGUUAAUACCUCGUCUAGGAUUGGAGUAUUUGCCGAUAACGACCUAUUUUCAGACGAGGAAAAGUUUAUCGAGGAUGAAUAUGCAGACCCAGAGACACAAGAGGAUGAAAAAGAUCCUGCGGAAGAGAUCCAUGAAGCGGCGCCUGGCGAUCUUGGUUUGGCUGAAGCUAUAUCUGCUUUGACAUCUGAUAUAGAAAAGCUCAUCGCUCAAGAGGCUGUUGUUGACACUCUCACCAGAAAGGCGGAAUUAACUAAUAAUACCGCAGAGUUGCGUAUAUUAAGGAAAUCCAAGUCGAGUCUUCAGCGUGAACUUCGCCGGAAGGAGAUGCAGAGGCAGCAAUACAUUAUCCAGGAAAGCGAUAAUAGUCUGUACGGGCGGUCCACUGUCCAAAUCAAAUCCAUAAUGGUUGGGAAGGAGGAGGAUGGAAGGGAAUACGCAUUGUACCUUAUCGAGGUACAGAGGAAUUCGGGAGACCAGAUGUCCGCUGCGUCCUGGGCAAUUCCUCGCCGUUAUAGCGAAUUCCAUGAACUCCACCACCGACUACGAAUGAGAUACCCCUCCGUCCGCAACCUAGAAUUCCCCCGCCGACGCAUGGUAAUGAAACUCCAAAAGGACUUCCUCCACAAACGCCGUCUCGCCCUCGAAGCCUACCUCCAGCAACUUCUCCUCCUCCCCGAGGUAUGUCGAAGCCGUGAUCUGCGUGCAUUCCUAUCCCAACGCGCCAUCAUCGCCUCCGAUGAUUCCAACCACCACCCUCCCCACCAUGAUCUCCACGAAGAAAACAAAGACCUCGUCACGCGGAUCUACAACUCCGUCGCCGAUGGCAUGGACGAUUUCCUAGGAAACAUCACCGUCCUCGACCAGCUCUCAACAGCAGGUCAAAACCUCAUCUCCGCCGCCACAAACCAACUUGCGACCACCAACACCAACACCCCCACCACGCAACCCGACCACCUCCUCAUAAACCCCGAAGACUCCGUCACCGCUGCCGAAGCCGAAGCCGAACUUAACGCCUUCGAAGACCGCGAACUAGAACCCUUUGUGAAACCCAUUUGCGACAUGUUUCUCGAAAUCUUCGAGCUGAACAGGGGCAACAACUGGCUGCGCGGGCGUGCUGUCGUCGUCGUCCUCCACCAGCUUCUCGGCGGCACCGUGGAGCGCAAGGUGCGCGAGUCCGCCCGCGCGCUCGUGCAUGAUUCGUCGUUGCUGCGCUAUAUCAAUCUGGCGAAGGACACGUUGUGGCCUAUUACCGCUCCUGCCCCUGCUCCUGCUGGCGAUGGUGCUGCCGGUGCAGUUGCAGGCGGUGAAGGAUUUCGUAAGUUACGCGAAGCGAAGCCGCGGAGUUUAGCAGAGAAGAUGAAAAGUCGUACGGAGGCGAGUGUUAUGCUUGCGACGCUGGUGCCGGAUCUUGCGGCGAGCGUGGUUGGGAGGGCGAAUGCGCAAGCGGCAGCGAGGAGGCUGUUUGCAACGACGAAUAAUCAGAGGUUGAAUGCGCAUUUGGUUUUCACGAUUUUGGAUGAGGUUGUGUUUGUGUUGUUUGGGGGUGGGGGUGGGGGUGGGGGAGUUAGAUGAGAUUACAAUUAUUGUAGAGGAAGAGAGGGGGAGCUUUUGGUAGUGUAGGAGGUUGUGUUUGUAUGAGAAAAUGUGAUAAUGCCAUGAGUAAUGUGUGAAUGUGGAUACAUAUAACUGACAAGUCCUGGACUUAAUUCUUUUAUUUUUAUUUUUAUAUUUUUUUUUCCCCGUUCGCGUCUAUUUUUGCAGCGGUGGUUUCCAUCUAUCUGAACAAUGUCUUUAUUUUCUUCCCUUCUUCAUUUUUCUUUUCCUUAAUUCACUUUCGCCCUAGGCCCUCCUUGCCAGGCUUCGAUUUCCGUCCCAAUUUAUACUCACUUCUCCAUAGUUAAGAAUUCAUAUGAGAAACUCCUUUCUCACUAAAUCCCAUUACAACUAAAUAGGUGCAGUAAGGUUCCCUCCGCCACCCCCUUUUUCCCCGAAGAUUGGAAAAAUAGAUGCGCAAUAGCUUGAAGCUCUGGAAGUUAGAUAUGACUCCAAAUAUAUUCUUUCUUAUCCCCGAGCAAGUUUAAAACCUUCAUUUAAGCCCAGGCCAGACAUAGCUUGUUAAACGAUGAUUGAGCCAUCCGGUUUUCACUCUUGAUGACACAUGUGGCUGCAAGGUUAUCACACAUAUCACUUUACAUUAAAGUCCCCAAUCAAUCAUUUUGCUACAUGUACUAUACAUGUAUGUACAUUGACCCCCACAUUUGGUUCUGUGGCGAGCUACAGUCACCUCGCGCAUGCGCAUGUAGCAGUGUCUUCUCUUCUGCCAGCCGCCCCCCUUCUCAG